Messenger RNA from Rosa rugosa (rugosa rose), 986 nucleotides. RefSeq names its product vacuolar iron transporter homolog 2-like. The transcript has a single exon. Gene Ontology annotation, biological process: intracellular manganese ion homeostasis. Gene Ontology annotation, molecular function: iron ion transmembrane transporter activity; manganese ion transmembrane transporter activity. Gene Ontology annotation, cellular component: membrane. Lineage: Eukaryota; Viridiplantae; Streptophyta; Magnoliopsida; Rosales; Rosaceae. Bases 44 to 799 code for a protein of 251 amino acids. The record is from RefSeq and is a predicted model, not a curated record.
UCAACAAAUCCCUAGCUAGCUUCUUCCUCAUUUGCUUUUCAUCAUGGCGCCAAAUAGCCAAGCAUCCGUAAAUGAGGGCAAGUACCCUAACUCAACCAUGACCAACCUGGACCUCGAGCACCAACCCACCCAAGACCUCAAUAGUUCCCAGGAUAACGACGACUUCGACUACUCCAAACGCUCCCAGUGGCUCCGCGCCGCCGUCCUGGGAGCCAACGACGGUCUGAUCUCCACCGCGUCGUUAAUGAUGGGUGUUGGUGCUGUUAAGCAGGACAUUAAAGCCAUGAUACUAACCGGGUGCGCCGGACUAGUAGCCGGUGCCUGCAGCAUGGCCAUUGGAGAGUUUGUCUCCGUUUACUCCCAGUUGGACAUAGAGGUGGCCCAAAUGAAGAGAGACAACAACAACAAGAAGAAGCAAAAGAGCCCGGUGGUACACGUGGUAGGAGACGAGGAGGGAGAAGAGAAGGAGAACUUACCAAACCCGUUACGAGAAGACGACGAGGGAGAAGAGAAGGAGAACUUGCCAAACCCGUUACGAGCUGCAGGUGCAUCGGCUCUUGCGUUUUCAGUGGGAGCAAUGGUACCACUGCUAGCAGCCUCGUUCAUAAGGGAGUAUAGGGCGAGGUUGGGAGCUGUGGCGGCGGCAGUGACAUUGGCUUUGAUGGUGUUUGGGUGGUUGGGAGCAGCUUUGGGGAAGGCACCAGUUCUGAGAUCAACGAUUAGGGUUUUGGUUGGAGGGUGGAUGGCUAUGGCUGUAACCUUUGGGUUAACCAAGUUGAUUGGAUCUACUGGACUGUAAGACUAGCCAGUAGGAUAUGUUAGACCCAUCAUUUUCAAGUUCUUUUUUUUCUCUUGGCCCUUUGAGUAUUUUCGAUGUGUACGUGCUUUUGAACUGUUACAAGAAAUGAAAUGUAUGAUGAUGAUGAUCGAAUUCUGCUUGCUGUAACUUCAGUCUUAUCGAAGAAAUGAAAUGUAUAUCAAUAAUG